GAUUUUGCAGAAAAUCCGUUUGUUUGAAAAUGGUGGCUUUAUAGAAUUUCAAAUCAUGCCAGGGUGGAUUUCUGAAGCUCAGUUUUAAAUUCCGUGUGGUGAUCCGUAAUUUACGUCUGAUCUUCAUCAGAUCAUUUAUGUGAUUCAUACAUGAAGGAAGAUAAGUUAUUUUGCAUCUGUGGACUAAUCGUCGGGAUCGUAUUGCUAUUUUAUGUAUUGUCGCCGUAUAGUCCGACAUGUUUACUAAGAAGCUGUAUCCAUAAUCAGAAUGACCGUACAGGUUUUCUGUAUGCUGUUCCAACUACAAAAACAACUAAGCAUUUGAUGACAUAUACGAGAGAUAAUUCAAGUAAUGUGUCUGUGCUCGUCUUCAUCCAUAUUCAGAAAACUGCCGGUACACUUCUAGAACGUCGUUUAGUUAAAGAUGGUUUAGUGGGCAAAACAUGUUACUGUUUUUUCAGAAGACGCUGUAAUUGUAAAACGCCAAGUGGUGAUACUUGGCUUGUCAGCAGAUAUUCUACAGGCUGGGUAUGUGGACUUCAUGCUGACUUAACUGAAUUAACGGAAUGUAUUGACAGCAAGCUAAACAAAGUGGACCAUCAUAUUAUUCAAAGAAGGUACAUAUAUUUUACUUUGUUACGUGAUCCUGUCGAUCGUUUUAUUAGUGAAUGGCAACAUAUACGUCGCGGUGCUACAUGGCAUGCAGCUACUCUUCGAUGUAAUAAACAAUACCCACCACUUAAACACUAUAAACCAUGUUAUUUUAAUGAAGAAAUUGUCGAAAAUAUACCGUCUAAUGUAUCCAUUAAAUCUGUUAUAGAUUGUCCUUACAAUUUAGCAAGUAAUCGUCAAACAAGAAUGUUAGCAAACCUUUCUAGUCUAGGAUGUUAUAAACAUUUAACGAAAUGGUCUCAACCUCUCAAUGUCACAGCAUUAAUCCAUAUUCCACGAGUUUCAUUAGCUCUUUUAAACAGUGCUAAACAUAAUCUUGUCAGUAUUAUCAGUUGUUAUGGUUUAACUGAAUACUUAAUUUAUUCACAAUACAUAUUACAAAAAUGUUUACAUAUUACUUUUAAACGUUCAUUUAUUGAAUUUAAUAAAAUAUCUUUUAUGAAACAAAGAUUAUUGUUUACACAUGCUACAAUAAUCCGUUCCAAUUUAAAUCAGUCUACUUUGCGUGAAAUACAAAAUGUAAAUAGGCUAGAUAUUUUUCUAUACAAUUUCGCCAAACAAUUAUUUGUGUAUCGAUUAGUAAAUUAUUUAUUAUUUGAUUCAAAUAUACCGCUGCAUUUCAGACGACCUUUACACACUAUUUGGCACAAUAGACCUAGGUCUAAAUCAUAUAUAGAUCUAAGUUAUUUACUGUUUUCCAAUCCUAUCAUCAAUUAUCAUGAUGCUAAUAUCAGUAGUAAUGCAUUUUCAUAUCGUUUCAAUUUAUUUCUUACUAAUUUGUUCAUUCGUAAAGGUAGCAUUCCAGUAUCUGAGUCUAUUUUAACCAGUGAAAAUAAGAAAUGGAGUAAUCGACUUUCUUACGAUCUUAAAAUCUAG
This is a messenger RNA of Schistosoma mattheei, 1548 nucleotides long. Lineage: Eukaryota; Metazoa; Platyhelminthes; Trematoda; Strigeidida; Schistosomatidae. The record is from the annotation of a GenBank genome assembly.